AAGGCAUGAAUAGGGAACCGACAUCAUUAUAUUCCAGAUUGCUUAUAUCAAUCGUCUUUCACUCCCAUGUAUUAACUUAUUGUUAUUUUUUUACGACAAAGUGUGUUAGUAACUUUCUGUAGUCUUUAUACUUACGUAUAUACUACCAUGAAGUCGAAUAUCAUGGGACAGUUGAUUUUUCAAGUGAUAUUAGCCAUAAUUGCGGAAGUAUGUGGUCAAAGUCCGGGAGAGACCCCCACAGACUUCUUGAACACAGCCCCUCAGGUCAACACCAUCACCACCAGAACGGUAAUGGAUCGGUCCACGUCCACUGGUGGGGGCGUUUUCCCCGGGGGCACAACCACCACCCUCUUUCGACAGGGGCCCUUGGACCGCGGCUUCACCCUACAGCAAGAAAACGUUUUCCGGCAGGUGCCCGUGGAUGGCAUCAUACCCUCGGAACCGAGACGCACUCUCCCACGAGAGUUGCCCCUUGGGGAUCCUCUAUCCGGACGCACCCUUACACGAGAGUUGCCCCUUGGGGAUCCUCUAUCCGGACAACCAGGGCGUCCUCUUCAGGUUGACCCCAGAGGUCAAUGCCCAACGUUUUUGUCCAGAUACGAAGGGGAUAUUCUCGUUAUUAAUCUUGUACCCGGGACAUGCGACAUGUUGAUUUUCGUCCAAGACCAAACUCAUCUCUUCCCGGCAGCUGCUGAUAUUCUGUUAAACACUGGCUCAGGACGAAUUCUUUUGCCGAUGGUAUCGUUCCGGGGUAACUCCACCACAGAGAGCAUAGCGACCGACUGUCCUAUGAUUCCACUGCGAUAUCUUGGUCCAAGGAUUGUUCUGGACACUAUACCAGGACGUUGCCAAAUAGUUCUUGGAAUUAGAAGGUUUCCUAUUUUAGAUCAACCAGACGUCCCAGGUUUUCCAGCCGAGCCAAGAUGGGUGACAAGAGCUGUAUUCGAAAGAACAAGCGGUAUACUUUGAGUCAACGUGUGAAGAAAUAUUGUAAACCAAUAAAUAUGUUUAGUUUAUAUGCAGUU
This is a messenger RNA of Magallana angulata, 1025 nucleotides long. RefSeq lists its product as uncharacterized. The coding region runs from base 148 to 969 and encodes 273 amino acids. NCBI's taxonomy places the organism in Eukaryota, Metazoa, Mollusca, Bivalvia, Ostreida, Ostreidae. The transcript has 6 exons. The record is from RefSeq and is a predicted model, not a curated record.